This is a messenger RNA of Carica papaya (papaya), 2418 nucleotides long. RefSeq names its product Fatty acid hydroxylase superfamily (gene CER3). Gene Ontology annotation, biological process: lipid biosynthetic process. Gene Ontology annotation, molecular function: iron ion binding; oxidoreductase activity. NCBI's taxonomy places the organism in Eukaryota, Viridiplantae, Streptophyta, Magnoliopsida, Brassicales, Caricaceae. The record is from RefSeq and is a predicted model, not a curated record.
UGAAUAUCAUAAACACCAACCAAAGAAAAAAAACAACCUACCUGACAAAGACCCUCUUCUUCCUGCAGCUAAUUACUUGCUACCACUUCUCUUUCCUUCUUCCUUUCUUUAUUUUUCUUUCUUGGAAGUAAUUGUGGAGGUGACAGAAUUAUAAAACCCUUUGCUUUGGUUGAGCUUCCUACAGAACUAGAAACUUAAUUACAUCAUUUCUACACCCGGGAUUUCCUCCUCCCCCUCCUUUUCGUAUUGUUCUGAACUGGGUAGCUUGAAAUUAUAGGAGAAGUGCAUGUAUAUCUGAGAGAGAGAGAGAAUAUAUAUAUAAAACAGAGGAUAAGGAGUUGAGAUGUCUGCUUUUUUGUCAUCUUGGCCUUGGGAAAACUUGGGUAAUUUCAAGUAUGUGCUAUACGGACCUUUAGUCGCAGAAGUGGUGCAUUCAUGGAUGAACAGUGAAAAUUAUGAAAGUUACAAGCCAAGUUGGUGUCUUCAUAUUCUCAUCCUCUGUGCACUUAGAGGGUUAAUCCACACCCUAUGGAACUCUUACUGCAACAUGCUCUUUUUAACUCGCGAUCGUCGGCUGACCCAACAGGGAGUUGAUUUCAAGCAGAUAGACAACGAAUGGCACUGGGAUAAUUUCAUACUUCUUCAGGCUCUGAUUGCCAGCGCGGUCUGCUACAUGUUCCCAUGCUUUGACAAGCUUCCUCUAUUCAACACAAAAGGGUUAAUUGCGUUAAUGUUACUCCAUGUGACGAUUUCAGAACCUCUGUACUACUGGAUCCAUAGACGUCUCCAUGGAAACUACAUUUUUACCAAUUACCAUUCACUGCACCACUCGUCCCCUGUACCUCAGCCCGUAACUGCUGGACACGCAACAUUCUUGGAGCAACUACUUCUGAGUGCAAUUAUUGGAAUUCCAUUACUGGGUUCGUUUUUGAUGGGAGUUGGAUCAAUAAGCUUGAUCUAUGGCUAUGUUCUGGUUUUUGAUUUUCUAAGAUGCUGGAUUCAUUCCAAUCUUGAUCUUGCUCCACGUACCCUGUUUCAUUUUCUUCCUUUCCUUAGAUUUCUUCUCGCCACCCCUCUAUAUCACAGCCUUCACCAUGCCGAGAUGGGUACCAACUUCUGCCUAUUUAUGCCUAUAUUUGACGCAGUGUGGAAAACCCUCAAUGACAAAUCCUGGCAACUUACCGCCCAUUCAGGAAAACAUGGAAGAGUGCCAGAUUUUGUGUUCCUAGCACAUGUUGUGGACGUAACGUCGUCGUUGCAUGCCCAAUUUGUUUUAAGGUCAUUCGCAUCCUUACCUUACACUCCAAGGCUUUUCUUGCUGCCGAUGUGGAUUCCUACUUUCCUGGUCAUGCUCUGUAUGUGGGCUUGGUCUAAGGCUUUUCUACACUCUUUCUACAUUCUCAGAGGCCGCUUACACCAGACCUGGGUUGUACCAAGAUUUGGCUUCCAGUAUUUCUUGCCGUUUGCUGCAGAAGGGAUUAACAAUAAAAUAGAGGAGGCUAUCUUAAGGGCUGACAGACUUGGCGUUAAGGUCAUUAGUUUAGCUGCAUUGAACAAGAAUGAAGGUUUAAAUGGGGGAGGAACACUGUUUGUGAAUAAGCAUCCAGAGCUUAAAGUAAGAGUUGUUCAUGGGAAUACAUUAACGGCAGCCGUGAUUCUGAAUGAAAUCCCAAAGGAUGUGAAAGAGGUGUUCUUGACUGGAGCAACUUCCAAGCUCGGAAGAGCAAUUGCCCUCUACCUUUGCCGUAAGAGAAUUCGAGUUCUUAUGUUAACAUUAUCAUCAGAAAGAUUUCAAAAGAUUCAAAAAGAGGCCCCUGUGGAUUGCCAGAACUACCUUGUUCAAGUCACCAAGUACCAGGCAGCCCAAAACUGCAAAACAUGGAUAGUUGGGAAGUGGAUAACACCAAGGGAACAAAGCUGGGCUCCAGCAGGGACACAUUUCCAUCAAUUUGUGGUUCCUCCCAUACUUGCAUUUAGGAAGAACUGCACUUAUGGUGACCUUGCCGCCAUGAGAUUACCCGAAGAUGUUGAAGGACUCGGAAGUUGUGAGUAUACGAUGGAUCGAGGCGUGGUUCAUGCAUGUCAUGCAGGGGGGGUGGUUCACCUAUUGGAAGGAUGGAAGCACCAUGAAGUUGGAGCAAUUGAUGUGGAUAGGAUUGAUUUGGUGUGGGAAGCUGCACUUAAGCAUGGUUUAAGGCCUGUUUCUGAUCACUAGCCCGCCUAUCUAUGUAAUAAGAUCCACAUGAUAAAUUGUGAUUCCCCAACCCAAAAAAAAAAAAAAAAAAAAAAGAGAAUGAAAAACAUUGAUUAUACAGGUGAUUAACCCUAAAUAAAGGGUUUAUUAACUUAAAAAUUCACCUGAAAAUGUUGUUCUUACCAUAUCUACUUGUUAAAUUCAUGUGAUACCUUCAAAUUAAA